AUGCCAGCCCACUCUUCCCUUCGUCAUCCAAAGAAGACGCUCUUGAAGGCCUCCUCCUUCGACGUCCUGCGUCAACUUAACUUCGAUACCGAGGAUAUGUUCAGCCCUGGCACGAGCAGUUCGCUGAACCAGGAUACUGCCCCCAGACGGCCUGCUUCGUCCGGCAAUCUGGUUAACCAAAUCGCAAAGUGUGGUGAGAAAGAAAGCUCACUCGCCUUUCAAAUUGGAAAUGCCAGCAAGUACGACGUUUUCAUUGAUCGAUCAGCAUCCGGAAUGAUUCAUGAUGGUUCACCCUCGAAGGGGACGGAGAAUAGUACUGAAGAGGCUUCACAUGAGGGCGAAUCGCAACCCUCGCACAGGAAUACCAGCUGGGCUCUGGCCACCCGCGAGCCUCCUCAAAUCGACGCUCAGAAUAUAUAUCCAUCAUCGGCCUGCGUGUUCGUCGCCAAUCUAAGCCAAGCAGUUGACGACCGGAGACUGGAAAUUGAAGUCACCAAAUACUUCUCCCAGUAUGGCACUGUAUUUGUCAAGAUUCGUCGAGAUGGCCGCCAGAUGCCGUUUGCUUUCUGCCAAUUUACCUGCGAUGCCGACGCAGAGAACGCCGCCCAGCACGGAAAUGGAGCAGUGAUACUCGGACGCCCAUGUCGCGUCGAAAAGGCCACUGCUCACUCGUGUUAUGUUGUGUACAAGCUCUCCGGCGCCGAAACAACUAGACAAGAAGCCAUCGACCUGCUUGGUUCGUUGGGCGCAAUAGCCAAGGUUCAUCCCUUGAGUCUCAAUAGCCAGAAGAUGGACAAGUUCCCGUCCGCCAUGGUAGUUCACUAUAAGCGCUACGACUCUUCGCGAGCUGUGGUCAAGACCUUCGAAGAACACCCCAUCUUCCGCGUGGAGGCAUACGAUCCCAAGGCCGAACUGCGUCAACAGCACAAGAGAAGCGACCAGCAGAGCUACGCGCAAUAUGAAAAGGACCGUCGAUCGGCAUACUUCGGCAACUUGCCCCUCAAUAUGACUGCGGAUGUGUUGAAGACGCUGGCAAGCCAGUGCGGCAACGUCCUCUACGCUGAGGUUGCCACCAAGGAAGUGCCUCAAACUGGCGGCAGGAUUACGACGUGCUUUGGCUUCGUCGAGUUUGCGCGUCCUGAUGCGGUCGAGAAUGCCAUCAUGGAUUAUCAUCGCAAGCCGAUCGACGGCCACAUCAUCAAGGUGGAGAGGAAGCGUACGCGAACAUUCAAUGGCUUGUCAUAUGGAACCAUUGGCUCUCAGCGAGGAUCACUUGCUGGCGUCCAACCGUCUACUUGGCAUGGGGGUAAAGGCGGUAAUGGACACGGCAAUCGAAUCAUGGACGCCAACACCUUUGUUCCUCCCGCUACAGGGCUCUCGACGCCUUUCCUUUCGUCGGGGCCCACUGGUCGAGACCAAGACGGUGGUAUUACUACCCGUACACAGGCAGGUGAAUCUCCUCGCCUUGCUCGGAUCAACACCAGCCUAUAUGACCACUCCAUCACGACCGGAUCCGCCACCGGUGAGGAAAAGUUUGGUGCCUCAACCACUUGCGCAAUUGCUUCCAACCACGGUCACGAUGCCCGACGACCGGGAUCCGAUGACGAAAACAAGUUCAAGCCUCGAGCCGCAUCAGAGGACAACAGCGCCGACAGGCGCAACGAGGCACUGCGAGAUGGUGCGCCGAAUCCUAACACCGGAGCCCGAGAUGGAGCAAUGGGAUUGCAGCUCUCUCCCACCGUCGCUGAAAAUGCAGUCAAGUCCGAAAUCAUCGCACAUGCGGGCCUCAAAAGCGAGCCACACGAGCAUUCUAGGGAGUUCGAGGGCAACGAGAUAGCUCAGCACGAGGCUAGAGAUGCCAGCAAGACCGUUGAGACUCCCACAAAGCCCCCGAUGAAGCAAGGUGCCAAGACUCCUCAAUCCUACGGUGCCGAUUCCGCCACAUCCUGCUUCUAUCCACUCAUUCAUCCAUAUCCGUACUCCCCUUAUGGUCUUCCUCCGAUUCAGCCGCUCAUGGCCAAUUCCAUGACACCGCAAGGUGGACCUAUCAUGUACAACACGUUCGGCCAGGCUUAUUAUAGCCCCACGCCAUACUCCGACAUAUUUACUAUGUACCCGAUGAUGCAACAGUAUCCAACUGCUAUUGUGGAAACCCCAACUCGCCCAUCUAUGUCUUCCAAUAGCAUCGAAGAACGACAAGAGACCAGGAAUGAGGCAUACAGCAUGUUCCCAGAGGCUGGCAAGGGCAUCAAUGGAAACGGCCAAAAAGACAGUUUCUGA
This is a messenger RNA of Trichoderma reesei QM6a, 2280 nucleotides long. RefSeq lists its product as uncharacterized. Gene Ontology annotation, molecular function: RNA binding. The coding region runs from base 1 to 2280 and encodes 759 amino acids. Lineage: Eukaryota; Fungi; Ascomycota; Sordariomycetes; Hypocreales; Hypocreaceae. The transcript has 10 exons. The record is from RefSeq and is a predicted model, not a curated record.